Messenger RNA from Rana temporaria (common frog), 2895 nucleotides. It is a transcript of the gene REPS2, whose product is annotated as RALBP1 associated Eps domain containing 2. Gene Ontology annotation, molecular function: calcium ion binding; protein binding. Lineage: Eukaryota; Metazoa; Chordata; Amphibia; Anura; Ranidae. The record is from RefSeq and is a predicted model, not a curated record. Gene Ontology annotation, cellular component: plasma membrane; cytoplasm. Bases 261 to 2264 code for a protein of 667 amino acids. Gene Ontology annotation, biological process: endocytosis; endosomal transport. The transcript is spliced from 20 exons.
GCGCUUUCCCAGUAGUAGCAGUAGAAGUGUAUUGAGCGGUGUGCUGUGAGCACUGCAGACACAGAGGAUGUUUCCUCAGCUGCAGUAACACCUCCUCCUCCUCUCCGUCCUCCUGUUCUCAGAGCUCACUCACCUCUUGUAGAGGAAGAGAGGUGGACACCCGGAGGAAGAGAGAAGGACGCCCUGACAGAGAGAAGGACGCCCUGACAGAGAGAGGGACACCCGGAGUAAGUGAGGACAAGGCUGACAGGAGUCGUUCCAUGGAGGUGUGUGCGGGAGUGUACCUGGCUCUGAGUGACCAUGAACAGAAGACGUACUCCGAGCUCUUCUCCUUAUGCCAAGUGGAGGGCUCACCCCGGCUGGCAGCGGGCAGCACUAAAGUGGGCGAGCUGUUCAGAGCGUCGCAGCUGCCUGCAGAAACUUUACACCAGAUCACAGAGCUGUGUGGUGCAAAACAUAUUGGAUACUUUGGACCAGCUCAGUUUUUUAUUGCUUUAAAAUUAAUUGCGGCAGCACAAGCUGGCUUGCCAAUUUGCCUGGAGAGCAUCAAGUGUGAAUUGCCACUUGCUUCCUUCUUUUCUAUGAAAAGUGAAAACAGUUUAAAAUAUGGACUCUCUUCUCAGAAUGUAAAUCCACAGAUAACAAAUCAUACAGUCAGUGAGAAGGGUUCCCUUCACUGCCUCUUUGAUGGGGAAACUCAGUCAGAUGCCAAGACCUCUGUGACUUCACCCAAAAAGUCUUCUGCUUCAUCAUCUCCUCAGUAUGGACAUGGGAAGAUACAAAGCAGUCCUGAUCACCACAGUGGAGCAGCAUAUGAGACUAGACACCCUGCACUACUUCAGCAGGAUGGACAGUUGCCACUGAACUAUGGAAACCAGCCUGCACCUUUGCAGCCUUCUCUCAGCCGGCAGUCCUUCACAGCUGAAAGAGAGGCACAGGACAAUUCCGAUAGUUACUCUGAGGACCCCUGGAGGAUAACAGAAGAGCAGCGAGAAUAUUAUACUAACCAGUUUAUAACACUUCAACCAGAUCUCAAUUCCCUCAUUUCUGGUUCGGUGGCAAAACAUUUCUUCACCAAGUCAAAGCUUCCCAUCCCAGAACUUUCACAUGUUUGGGAUCUUAGUGAUGUUGACUGUGACGGAGCGCUGACUCUUUCGGAAUUUUGUGCAGCUUUUCACCUUAUUGUUGCUAGAAAGAAUGGCUUUGAUUUGCCAGAUACACUACCUAAGAACUUGUUGUCUGAAAUUAUUCAGUCAGCAUCUUUGAAGCCUAGUACUGAUGGUAUGUAUGAAGCGUAUCGUGGAACAAGCACAGUUUGUCCAGUUAGAAAAGAGCUAGAAACGGUCUGUGAAGAUCCAGCCAACGCAGAGCCACUGAUUGUCUUUGAUUUGGAAACCAGUAACACUGAGCAAAAAACCACUGCAGAAAUACCUUACAGUGAACAUUCUUUAAAGGAAGAUUUUAUCGGUGAUUUAAAAGCUUCACAAGAAAUAUCAGCUCCCCCAGUAGCAACAGAACCUAAAAAGUUUUCAUCAUUCAAAACCGCUGUUCACCAGGACUCAUAUACACCUAAAACAAGGCCACGAUCUAGGUCAUAUUCCAGCACAUCUAUAGAGGAAACUAUGAAGAAAGUAGAGGAACCUCCCACACCACCACCAAGACCUCAGAAAACCCAUUCCAGAGCUUCAUCACUGGACUUAAGCAGAAUCAUACAACAACAUUCCCCAGCUCCUCGAGCUGGAUGGAUGCAACCUCCUCCUGCUCUGCCUCCAAGACCUGGUGUGUCACAGAUUACCUACCAGAAUAUUAACACAGAACAAAAGAUACCAGCUUUUGCGGACUUCAAGUCACAAGAACACAGUGACCGAGCCGCAGAGAUUGAAUUACAUCUACAGACAAAUAAAAUCUUGCCGCAGACAGAGGAGAGCAGUCCUGCCAAAAAAGAAAUCGUCCUCAGCCAACCACCAACCAAACCAUUACGACGAAAAUUCCAUCCAGAAAGCCAAGUUGUGGAAAAUCAUGACUUGUCUUCGGCAUCAAAUGUGAGCUCAUCAGCGGCAUCUCUAAAGUCACAUCCAGCCGUCCAAAAGCAGCCUUCCAAACAGAAGAAAGCCAUCCAGACAGCCAUCCGUAAAAACAAGGAAGCCAAUGCGGUGCUGGCCAGGCUAAACAGUGAACUUCAGCAACAACUGAAGGAAGUCCAUCAGGAAAGAAUUGCCUUGGAAACCCAAUUAGAACAGCUUCGUCCUCUUACUGUGUUAUGACCUUGAACAAGAAGAAGUGACAGCAAUACCACUGAUAAGGACGUAUGAACUGCACAUAUCCAGCGACCUAAUAAUAGUUAUUGUUAUAACUAACAUGAUGCUGAUGCCGGUCAAAUUUGGAAUGACAUAUGUUCACCUUGUUGCUUGUUUUAUUAAAGACGCAAAAAAAUAUCUAUGAUUGUAAAUCAGUCUGGUUUAGUAUUAUCACUCCACCUACUGUGUGGACUAUGGAAUUACGGUAAUCAUUGCUCAAGUCAGCACCACACACAAGGGCUACAGCUGAGAGUUCUGCUGCACACUUAUUUUACUUUUACAUGCAUUCAGGGACCAUUCUAUAUUGAUCCUUUUUCAUUUGAACUUUUCAGCAUAUGUUCUCUGAUGACAUCUAUGAUUUCAUAUAUUUAUAUUUUGUUACAGCCACUGAUUUUAAUCAAGCAAAUUUUACAUUAUGUGUUUUAGGAGGUUAUUCAAUAUUAGAAAUAAGUAAUUGAUGUACAUUUUAAUAUGCGCUUUCUUUCUAGUAAGCUAGAAAACAUAACAUCAUGUACAGAUUAUCAUUUCAAUAUAAGUGGAAUCAAAUGUCUGAAGAAUAGAUUGUUUCCCAUUGCAAAAAUAAAUAUGUAAAAACAAA